This is a messenger RNA of Postia placenta MAD-698-R-SB12, 900 nucleotides long. RefSeq lists its product as hypothetical. Gene Ontology annotation, molecular function: guanine nucleotide transmembrane transporter activity. The record is from RefSeq and is a predicted model, not a curated record. The coding region runs from base 1 to 900 and encodes 299 amino acids. Gene Ontology annotation, cellular component: mitochondrion. NCBI's taxonomy places the organism in Eukaryota, Fungi, Basidiomycota, Agaricomycetes, Polyporales, Adustoporiaceae. The transcript has 7 exons.
AUGGCCCCUACUCUCAACGUGAAAGGCAGCGAAUCAGGGACUGCGCGCGUCCUGGGCUCCGGGACGUCAGGCGUCGCUGAGCUCUUGGUCUUCCACCCUGUGGACACCAUCGCGAAGCGGCUGAUGAGCAACAAGUCCAAGGUGUCGUUCUCCAGCCUCUCCCCGAUCAUCUUCAGGGAGCACGCCGCCGCGCCACUCGGCAAGAAGCUGCUGUCCUUGUUCCCUGGUCUUGGUUACGCCGCAGGCUACAAGGUUACCCAGCGGAUAUACAAGUACGGCGGACAGCCAUGGUUCAGUGAUAUCUUGUCGCGGAACUACAAGUCAAGCUUCACGAACGCGUUUGGUGAGAGGAAGGGCAAAAUGAUGCUGCAGGCGACUGCAGGCAGUCUGACCGGUAUCGGCGAAGUCGUCCUUCUGCCUCUCGAUGCUCUCAAAAUCAAGCGCCAAGUCAAUCCCGAGGCGUUCCGGGGACGAGGUGUCGUCCGCAUCUUCAUGGAGGAGGGCACCACACUCUACCGUGGUUGGGGUUGGACAAUGGCGCGGAAUGCUCCGGGUAGUUUCGCGCUGUUCGGUGCCUCAGCUGUGACGAAGGACUAUCUCUUCGACAUCCAGGACUACUCGAAGGCGACAUGGGGUCAAAACUUCGUCGCGUCUAUUGCUGGUGCUGUCGCGUCGAUAACAGUCGCUGCCCCUCUCGACACGAUUAAAACGCGGAUACAAAACGCCAACUUCGAGAGCAAGGUCAGCGGUGUUACCGUCGUGAAGGAACUCAUUCGCAACGAAGGCGCCAUGGCGUUGUUCAAGGGCCUGACACCCAAGAUUCUGGUCGUGGGCCCGAAGCUGGUUUUCAGCUACACGCUCGCGCAGUCGCUGAUCCCCAUGUUCGGCAAGUACGUAUGA